AAUUUUAGCACUCAAACUUUCAUUAAAUUAUAAUUUUGUCAUGAUCAAAAAUUUUAUUUGGUACCAAAUAUAUGACUAUAGAGAUGUUUUAUUAUAUACAUACUCUAUACUUAUAUCAAAUUACGGUACUUUCAAUAUUAAUUAUAAAUUCAACUUCCGACAAUUUAGUAGCCUAAAUUUGCUAAUAUGGCAUUUAAUUAGGCGAAAUGACAAAAAAAAAAAAAAAGAAAUAUUGCGUUUACGCUAGAGCUGCUGGCUCAUUUUGUUGACCAAAACAAUAUCAUUUUGAUGAAUAACAACGUCAAAAUGACAUUAUGUUGAUUAAUAAUGUGAUUUUUCUUCCUUUGUAUAAUAAAAAUAUUAAGCUGUAGUCAAACGAAAGAAGAGAAAUAAACUCUCUUACAAGCCUGUGGAUUCUGCCUGCCAUAGAUUGAUGCAACCAAAGAUGUUAUCAAGUCAUGGAGUAAGGUUUACUUUCAUCAUCAAUAAGAAUUUGAAUGUAUCCUUUAAUUUCAGGUUCGUAUCAUCAAUGAAACUUCUGCAAUCGAACAAGAAGAAGAGAUGUUAGUGUUUUCAGUUCUUGUGCCCACAACAGCCAUCCACAUAUUCAAUUUCAAAUCCAAAAUUUUAAUAUGUAACUUUUACAAUGUAAAAAAUGUUAUAGAUUUCGCAUAUUAAAAAAUAAUUUAUUUGUAAAUUGUUUAAAAAUAUUUUCUUUAUGUUAAUUGAAUGUAAAUUUUAUAAAUUUUUAUUAAAAAAAAAAAAACAUUAAGCCACUUCCAUAUUCCUUAUUAAGCAUUUAUUCUGUUAUUCAUUUGAGAAUUUCAAUGUAGGCCGUAUGUUGAGCCACAGCCCAUAAUAUGCUUUCAUCUUUGACAAAUAAGUAAGCCACGUGAUAAGUCAGUGACCAUUUUUAUCAUUAUCUCUAGGACAUUGGCCCGGGAGUACGAAGCAAUUUAAUUAGAAAUGGACGCUUGAAUUAAUACUUGAAAGACAAAAAGAAACAAUCAAAUGAUUAUCUUUCUGUAUAUGCAGGUUUUUAUGAAGGCAUGGGUUGAUUCAUGCAGAACAAGUACUGAACUCGCUAGGUUUCUUGUACCAAAAGGGACUUUUAUGACAUCACCACUUGUAUUUCAGGGGCCAUGCAAAACUCUGAGCCUAUAAUCUUUGAAGUUUGGAGUAAUAAAAGCAACAGUUGAUCUAAGUCAAUAUUCUGAUGAUUCUUGGUUCUUGUUUGAAAAAAUUGAUGGCUUGGUUCUUACUGGUGGAGGAACCUUUGACGGACAGGGCCCUGCUGUCUGGAAGUUCAAUGAUUGCAAGAAAAACAGCGGUUGCUCCACACUUCCGACCUCGAUCAAGUUCCAAGGAGUAAGCAAUUCAGUUGUUAAUGGGAUCAAUUCCAUCAAUAGCAAGUUCUUACAUUUUCAUAUCACAUACAGCAGUAGCUUUACAGCCUACAAUCUCAAAAUUACUGCUCCUGGUGACAGCCCUAACACAGACGGCAUGCAUAUAAGCGAAACCAAUGGCGUAAAUGUAUCAAAAAGCACCAUCGGAACAGGUGAUGACUGCAUUUCAAUCGGAGCAGGAGUCACCGAUGCUACUUUCUCCGAAAUCACUUGUGGCCCCGGACAUGGCAUUAGUGUUGGCAGCCUCGGAAAGUAUCAGAAUGAAAAAGAUGUUAAUGGGAUUAUGGUGACUAAUUGUACAUUAUCUAAGACUAAUAACGGUGUGAGGAUCAAAAGUUGGCCUGGAUCUCCGCCAAGUGCAGCUUCAAGCAUUACCUUUCAGGAUAUUAUUAUGGACUCUGUUGAGAAUCCUAUCCUCAUAGAUCAGAACUACGGUUCCCAUAGUAGCGAGCCAUCACGAGUAAAGAUCUCUGACGUUCAUUACAAGAAUAUUGGGGGAACUUCGGCUUCAAAUGUUGCAGUCAGUUUAACAUCCAGCUCAUCCAACCCUUGCCAAGGAAUUGAAUUGGCUGACAUUGACUUGACCUACGCAGGCACUAAUGGCAAAAGAUUCAACCAUAUCAGCUUCAUAUUUGAAUGCUAAAGUUACAUCUACGGAUCCGCAUAAUCCACAGGUCGCAAAUAGUUAUUUUAAUUUCUAGAUUAUCUCUAUAAUUUUACUUCAGCCCUAUGUUUGAUAAAAAGAAAAAAUCAGCUCCAUGCAUUAAUUUCUAGUUCCGUCGUGUGUGGAUGCACCGCUAGCUGUCAGCCCAAUUAAUGAUUUCUUUAAAGAAAGCUCGCUUUUUUUUUUUUUUUUAUAUA
Ricinus communis (castor bean) is the source of this 2267-nucleotide messenger RNA. Its product is annotated as exopolygalacturonase clone GBGE184. Gene Ontology annotation, biological process: carbohydrate metabolic process. The record is from RefSeq and is a predicted model, not a curated record. Gene Ontology annotation, molecular function: polygalacturonase activity. NCBI's taxonomy places the organism in Eukaryota, Viridiplantae, Streptophyta, Magnoliopsida, Malpighiales, Euphorbiaceae.